Molecule: messenger RNA, 1683 nt
Organism: Malania oleifera
Lineage: Eukaryota; Viridiplantae; Streptophyta; Magnoliopsida; Santalales; Ximeniaceae
Product: thioredoxin domain-containing protein PLP3B-like
Exons: 9
Coding region: 756-1448 (230 amino acids)
Cellular component (GO): cytoplasm
Source: RefSeq, a predicted model, not a curated record
GACCCUAUAGUUCGAUCGAUCCGACUAACACUGUGGUUUCAACGGGUUGGUUUUGGUCCGGUUUUAAAAUCAUUUUCCCUCUGAGAUUUUCCUUAAGUUUCUGGGUCCAAAAACUAAAUGCUGUAGGUUCGGUUCCUUCUACGAACAGGCCUGAUUUUCCUUUGCUUUUCUUCAUUUCUACGGCAUCUUUCAUUCUUUGAUUUGAUCGAAUCUAUUGCUAGGAAGCAAUUGCUUGCGAGUUUGAAUCGCUACCCUUCCAUUGGGUUUUACAAAUUCGUCCGGAAUUUGCGAGACCUCGAUCUGAGUCCGAAUUGAGCAUUUCGAAGGAGGCAAAUCUUCGUCCCCUUUGCGAUGGCUGUCUCAACUAUGGCAUUAUAUGCUAGUUAUUGAUUCCUUGUAGAUGAUUAUAACCCUCAAUUAAUAACAAAAUUCCAAAAAAGAAGAAGAAGGUGAAAUCCGACUCAAGGAUCAAACAUCCCUCUCGUUCGAAUUCCUAGUCCCUCUCAAGUUCAAAUCUCAAACCCUAGCUACGGUUCUCCUCCCAAUCCGACACCAUCUCCUCCUCCGCUGCUGAGGGCGGGCCAAACGCUGCUAGGGCUGUGUGUUUCUCUUCCCGUUCCGCUAGUUUAACUGCACGAAGAGGAGGCUGUUCUGGUGGAACGCAGCAACCAAGUGAUUGCCUUUGAUUCCAGAUCCAUACUGCCAGGCUCCUAAAUUCAGCCACACCGUCCGGAAGAAUCAAGACACAUAGAGAGAUGGAUCCUGAUUCAGUUCGAUCAAAACUAUCUAAUUUAGCAUUUGGAAAUGUCAUGGCUGCAGCUGCUCGUGAUUAUCAAAAGGAAUUGCUAACUCAAGAGAAGACACAAGCAUCCGCUUCAACUAAUCAGGAGGUUGAUCUGGAUGAGUUGCUGGAGGACCCUGAACUGGAAAAAUUGCACGCAGAAAGGAUUGCGGCCCUGAAGAAAGAAGUUGAGAAACGACAAGCAUUAAAGAAGCAAGGGCAUGGAGAGUACAGAGAAGUAACAGAGGGCGACUUUUUGGGUGAAGUCACUGGGAGUGAAAAAGUGAUUUGUCACUUCCAUCAUCGGGAAUUUUACCGUUGCAAAAUAAUGGAUAAGCAUUUGAAAUGCCUUGCGCCUAGGCAUAUUGACACGAAGUUCAUCAAGUUGGAUGCAGAGAAUGCUCCCUUCUUUGCCACCAAACUAGGGAUUAAAACUUUGCCUUGUGUCAUAUUGUUCAGAAAAGGAAUUGCUGUGGAUAGGCUGAUUGGGUUCCAAGAUGUGGGAGGAAAAGAUGAUUUCAACACAAAAACUCUUGAGGUUUUAUUGAUAAAAAAAGGUAUAAUUAGUGAGAAGAAAGAGGGUGAAGAAGAGGACGAAGAUGAUAACAAUGAAAGUAGACGUAGAACUGUUAGAGCCUCGGUUGAUCCUAAUUCUGAUUCUGACUGAAGAGGAGAACUAAAGAGAAAAAGGAAAAAGAAAUGCAGGUUUCUGCUUUCUUUGUCAGUUUCAUUUUGUUUUUCAAAUUAAUUACUUGCUUGUAUAAUAUUGUGACAGCUCUCUUUAGUUUUAGGGAGCCUGAUUUUGCACAAUGGAUGUAUUAAUUAAGAAUUUAAUAACAUUGUUUUGUUAAAAGAAAUUUAUUUGGAUUAUAGUAGUAAUCUGAUAUUUUUACAUUGUUUAA